Ipomoea nil (Japanese morning glory) is the source of this 1665-nucleotide messenger RNA. Its product is annotated as vinorine synthase-like. The record is from RefSeq and is a predicted model, not a curated record. The transcript has 5 exons. Lineage: Eukaryota; Viridiplantae; Streptophyta; Magnoliopsida; Solanales; Convolvulaceae. Bases 26 to 1384 code for a protein of 452 amino acids.
CCCAUGCCCUUAAUAAAUAAUAAUUAUGACCCUGAAAGUUGAAGUUUAUCAAAAAGAGAAAGUGAGGCCAUCAUCACCAACUCCCCAAACCUUGAGAUACCACAAGCUUUCUCUCCUUGACGUACUUGCCGGACCUUAUUAUACCCCGCUAAUUUUGUUCUACGACUCCGCCGCCGGCUCUCGUCGCCACGAUUAUGAUGAGCUCAGGGAAUCGCUCUCUAAGACAUUGUCCGUGUUGUACCCGCUCGCCGGAAGACUUAAAGAUGGAUCAACGAUCGAAUCCAACGAUGAGGGCGCGGAUUUUGUCCGAGCUAAUGUUGGGAAUUACGAUUUGGGUGAGUUUUUCCGGCGCCUCCCGAAGCUGGAAGAUCUACGGCGGCUGCUUCCGCGUGACCCGUACCCAGACGCUAUUGAUCCGGGCAUGCCAAUGUUAGCUGUUCAGGUGAACAGGUUCCGGUGCGGCGGAACUGCGGUGGCGUUCUGCACUUGGCACGGGGUGGUGGACGCGAUUGGGAUGGCCGGAUUUUUCAACACCUGGGCCACAAUCAACCGGGGCCGGGGGGAUUCCGGCGGCGGUCUCGUCGUGGACGCCAGCUCGAUUUUCUCGCCGGGGAAUCUCAACACUUUCCAGGUAGUGCGCACCUUGUUCGUGGGGACAAUGAAGAAGAAUUCCGAAAAAUACACCUCGAAAAGAUUUGUUUUUAGCAAGCAGGAUAUGGAGCGGAUCAGGAAGCAGUACAGCCAAUCGGAGCACCGCCGGCGACCAUCUCGAGUGGAGGCGCUGUCGGCGUUCGUAUGGGCGGCAGUGAUAAGAGCAACUCUAGUGGCGAACCCAAUCCUCAAGACGCACUUGCUCUCACAUUAUGUGAACUUGCGAAAGAAGUUGGACCCGCCCUUACCUUCGCACUGCCUAGGCAACAUCAUCCAAGGGACUGAGUCCGUGUGGGAAGUCGCCGGCGGACCGGUUACUGCCCGGUCGCUUGUAGGAAGAGUCGUGGAAGCUAUCGACAAGGUUACAAACGACUACGUGAGGGAAAUGCACACUAAAGGUGGGUUUUUAAGAUCAAUAGUAGCCCGACUACGAUCAAAGACAACGAAUUACUACAAUAAAGAUGAGGUUGAAACUUUAAAUAUAAGUAGUUUAUGUAACAUUCCCUUUGGGGAAGUUGAUUUUGGGUGGGGCAAGCCAAUAUGGAUUGGCAUGGGUCAUACACUCUAUGACAUUGCUCUUUUCGUGGAUACUAAAGAUGGGGGAGUGGAAGUGUGGAUUGGGUUAAAACAUGAAGUUAUGAGCAAUUUAGACAAGGACAUGGAAUUUCAUGCAUAUGUGUCGUUUGCCCAUAUUGUUUCUGGAUCGUCUUAUCCUCUAAGUUCUGCACUCUAAGUUAAGAUCGACGGCAUCUAGUUUAUGGAUUUAGACCGAGGUUACCAAGGGGAAGGGAAUUGAAGUGAAUUCCUACACACAAUAUCAUUAGAUUGCCACUUUUAAUAAGUUUCCUAAAUUCAUAACCAAUAUAAUGUCAUUUAGAGCAUCAAUUCUUCUUAUUAUCAAAUAAUAAUGACCUUGAUUUGAUAUUUUUACAAUAUGUAUUCAUUUUACGACGUUUAUAUUUUAAUUAAUAAAAAUAAGAUUUUUUGCAUAAGAAACUGAAAGUGGCAUGCCAG